Leptonychotes weddellii (Weddell seal) is the source of this 2616-nucleotide messenger RNA. RefSeq names its product receptor transporter protein 5 (putative) (gene RTP5). Lineage: Eukaryota; Metazoa; Chordata; Mammalia; Carnivora; Phocidae. The record is from RefSeq and is a predicted model, not a curated record. Gene Ontology annotation, biological process: protein insertion into membrane; detection of chemical stimulus involved in sensory perception of bitter taste; protein targeting to membrane. Gene Ontology annotation, molecular function: olfactory receptor binding.
AGAGAGCCAAGAACAGGUUUCAGAAAUGCAAAAUGUGAAAAGGACAUCCACUCACUCGCCAAGAUUAGCUGCAGACUGGACAAAGAUGAGCAGAGAAUUCGCCAGCCGUUAAGAAAGGAGAAGGAUCGUUCUGCGCGCAGGUCAGAGAGACAGUGGUGGAGGCACCGAGGUGGUAAAGGAGCACUCAGCAGCCGGGACGGAGGCCGGGCAGCAGAUGCGGCUCAGCUGCGGGCUGCAAACACGGCAGACGCUUACACGCGGACGAGUGGACAACACUGUCUGAGGCAUGUUGUGGGCUAAGGAGGCCACGUUGAGUGCGAUUUCCUGCUUGUGAGAAACAGAUACGAAGAUUUACACAUGCCUGUGUGUGGGGCCACGUGCGGACGUCAGCACCACAGUGAUGAUUACGUACCAGUUUAUUUUCUGUUGUCUGUUUUCCUCUGUGUUUAUCUGUUUGUUUCUUGUUUUUCCUAAAAUGAAAAUGUAUCGCUUGCGUAACAAGAAAACAUUCGAGGGGAUGAGAAAAAAAGGCCUGUUUCUCAUUUCCCGGAGCCGACCCUGGUUGCCGUGGAGACUGGACGGUUGUCAAGGCGGUGAUUGGCUGGUGAGGAUGCAGGAUGUGGGAUCCCAGGCUUCCCUGGAGUGGCAGUGGGCGCAGCUUCCAGACUGCACUGCGGAGCCCGGCGCCAGCAUGGAUGGGGUGGACGUGUGGGCCAGCACCCUGGCCCAGCUGAUGGCCAAGAGGAAACCCCAGGACACCUGGGAGCUGGUCCCUGAGGAGAACCUGGCCUCCGGGCACAUGGAGGGUGGCGGUUUUCAGUACCGGCUGAGGGGGCUUUCCAGGCUCCAGUGUGGCCGCUGCCAGUGGGGCUGGUCCUCGGCCCACGUGCACAUCCUCUUCCACACGUGCUUGGAUGAGGACAGCCGCCUGGGGCUGGUGAAGAUGCGCAUCUGGGGCCAGCAGUGCAGGCUGUGCCCACCGGGCGUCCAGGGGCACUGCCAGGUGAGCCUUCUGAAUGUCCGGCUCUUCCUCAACAAGCUGGUCCUGUUCAUCCUGCAGAAGUGCUAUGGUGAGAGCCUCAGCUCAGACCAGUGCCCCGAGAUCUGCUUUGGUGAGCGCUGCGAGGCCUGCGACCUGGGCGUCUGCUUCUUCCAGAAGCCCCCAGACCCAGCCUGGGGGCCCGAGGUCAAGAGCCCCAGCACCAUCAAGGGCAGGUACACCUUGUACGGAGGCGGCGGCUUGGCCACCACCGCCGCCGGCAAGCAGCUGCUCACCCUUGGCAGUGGGCCCGUGGUCGACCGCGCCAGGGGCUACACCCCCAACUCCAUCACCAUCCCCCUCUCCGUGGCCGACUUCAUCAGGAACCCGAUUUCCGAGAGCAGCAACUUCUUCAGCCAAGAUGACGACAUCGUCACCGUCCCCUUCUCCCUUGUGGAUGUGGGGAGAGACAAGGGGCCGGCCGCCGGUGCCAAGGGCUGUGUCAGGCCGGGGCCGGGCUCCCUCCCAGCGGCUGACCCCGGCGGGCCCCUCAUCGUCGGCAAGGGCUCCAUCUACCUGCCGGCCAGUUCCACAGCCACGCCCAAGGGCAGAGGCCUCCUGGUGAACAUCAAAUGCCCCACCUUCCAUGGCCGAGGCCUCCUCAUCAGCAGCAUCAAGCCCUUCGAGCUGAAAGGCUUCAUCUUCAAAGGCCGGGGCUCCGUCCCCAGCUCCGCCGGAAAUGGCCCACUGCCGGUGUCCUACAUCAUUGGCCUCACGGAUGACGGAGAGGGCUCCAUCACCUUCCCCUCGUCUUUGGCGAACAUCAUCAGAGACGACUCCUUCCCCAACAUCAACGGCUCUGUCACCUUCCCCUUCAUCUUCACUGAUGAAGACAAAGGCAAGAAUGCUCCUGCCAACACCACCCAAGGCGAAGAGAAGGAGGAUGGCGGUGAUGGCCCUGCCCCUGCUGGCCGUGAGCCCCUUCCGGGGACCCGCACCCGUAGACCCGUCACCAUUAGUGAGGGCUCCAUCACCAUCCCCUUCUCCGUCUUCGACAUCAUAAAGUACAAGGGCCCCGGCUCCAUCGUCAGUGGCCGCCGGAGCGGUGGCCUGGCCACGCACGGCUAUGACAAGAAGAGGAGACAGCCGAGGGCCGGGCUUGGCAGGUCCGGCUCCCAGCCGGGCUGGGAGGAGGACUCCUGCUGGGAUGAUGACUGCUGCGCGCCGCGUUUCGACCCCUACGAGGAAGUGUGGAUCUGGGUUUCCAUGACCGUCUGCAUCCUCUGGAUCACGUACCUGUACAAGGUCAGCCCCUGACGGCCAGUGCAAGUCCUGACGCCUCCCAGCGGGGUCCCCCCGUGCCCCUCCAGCAGGGCCGCCCAGGCAGCCGAGCAGUGGGACACCCUGCCCACACCCCCGGGGCCCCCAGGCCACCCCUGCCUGCCCUCCCCGAGCUGAGCGUGGGCCCUCAGCCUUCUCCUCCACCUCCUGCUUCCGUGUGUGUAGUCUCUUGAUGUGAGUCGUGGCCUCAUGGAUGUCCACACCGUGAUUAUCCGGCAAGCUGCCAUGCGUGGUCCAGGCGCUUGUCUCUGUGAGCGUUACAGUCCAAUAAAAUAAAAGCGAAAAGGAAAAACCAA